Acanthochromis polyacanthus (spiny chromis) is the source of this 6568-nucleotide messenger RNA. RefSeq names its product TLC domain containing 4b (gene tlcd4b). The coding region runs from base 455 to 1267 and encodes 270 amino acids. The transcript has 8 exons. Lineage: Eukaryota; Metazoa; Chordata; Actinopteri; Pomacentridae. The record is from RefSeq and is a predicted model, not a curated record. Gene Ontology annotation, biological process: lipid homeostasis. Gene Ontology annotation, cellular component: endoplasmic reticulum; membrane.
GUGCACGCGGGGGCGGGUACGUGCCGACGUCACACGGCUCUGUCUUCACUGUCAACGCCAAAAUAAAACGAGUAAAAACUUUUUCGUGUCGGACUCGUAAGGUUACAAACACAUGGCAGCUGGGGCUACGGGGCUGGAAGGGGAGCCGUUGUUCUCCCGGCUGUAAUGGUUGUUCGAGCCGGGCUCUGUGCGCCUAGCAGAGGAGGCUGUUGUUUUCUCUCUCUUUCCUGGGGUCUCACGGGGAGAGCCAGCGGGCUGGAGCAGUUUAGCCGACUUGCUAGCUUAACGUCAAGUUGGAAGAAAGUGGAGAAGACGCCGGCCAGACGGGAGCUUAACCGCCUACACAGACCUAUGCGACGGACAGCAGGGCAUUCGUCAGACCAGAGUCCAGACCAACGCUGGCACAGUAUGUGGCAAUAGCUGAUGUUACUAUAGAGCAAGUGAGAGGUAAGUGAUGGAGACGAGAGAGUUGAGCGUGGUAGCUGGCAGCUUCGUGGGAUUCCAGCUUUUCUUCUCAGUGGCCAGCCCGCGGCUCUCCUCCGCCUUCGCACCGGGUUAUGGACGACUGCCUCCAGCGAAGCUCACCGAGUGGAACUCCAGGUUGGUGUCUACCGUGCACGCCUUGAUUGUGGGCUUGUUCUGUUUGUACAUCCUGUGGUUCGAUGAUGUGGUCAACGCCAACCCUGUCUGGGGUGACCCCUAUCUUGUCAAACUAAAUGUAGCCAUAACCUGUGGCUACCUCCUUUACGACCUCGUGCUGCUAGCAUGUAACUGGAGCACGAUGGGAGACAGCUUUUUUGUCUGCCACCACUUGGCGGCGCUCUACGCCUAUGGAUAUGUGUUGACACGUGGCGUGCUUCCCUACUUUGCCAAUUUUCGUCUCAUUUCAGAAUUAUCCACGCCGUUUGUGAACCAAAGGUGGUUCUUCGAGGCAUUAAAGUACCCCCGCUCACACCGGUUGGUGGUGCUGAACGGCGUUGCCAUGUCGGUAGUGUUCUUUCUCGUGCGCAUCGCCGUCAUGCCGUCCUACUGGGCCAGUGUUUUCGCCACUUUCGGCACUCCAGAGUUCGAUCGGCUGGGUUUGGGCGCUCAGGUGGCCUGGAUCACCUCCUGCAUCGCCCUGGAUAUCUUGAACACUAUCUGGAUGUAUAAGAUCACCCGCGGCUGCUACAAAGUCCUGACCGGGAGAGGAGGGCGAAAGGCGAAGGAAGGGGCGGAGGCGUCGUCUUCCUCGGACAAGAAGCACGUCAACAACCACACAGACUGAAGAGAUUUAGAGCAGAAAGGAAAUGAAGACAGAGACCUGAGCAGGGAGGGAGGCUGGACACCCAGGAACCUCACAGCCUCUCUCUUUUGCUGCAGCCUCGACGUCCCUCCCACACCCACCCUCAGUCUCUGCCCUUGAUCUCCUUGAAGUCGGAUAGCAGACCGGGCAAAGAGUUCUCAGGUUCUGACCCCGACACGGUACGAGGAGACUGCUCUUUGACUCAAUCAAGCACCAGCGCUCGCAGCCUCAGUGUUCUCACUGACUGAUUAGCAUCCUGCUGUGUGAUAGCUUUCAGACGACAAGGUACAGCUCACAAGCACACUUUUACCGCCAUCUGUUACUCUCCUCUUCUGUCACUACUCACCAUUCCUCUGUCACCUCCUCUUAGUCCACUUCAGCCAAAGCCCAAUCCUCUGAAGUGCCUGUGAAACACAGGAAAGCAAUAACAGUGGAGGAGUAGGAUCACUAACAGAGUUUAGCCCCUUCAGAAGAUCUCCCUCAUUGUCACCCCCCGAACCCCUCUCGCUCAUUCUGCACCCACACCUGAGGAGACGUUGCCUACAGAGGGAAGAACUCUCACAUCCGACCCAUACAGUGUUUGUGAAUCUAUAGGGCUCUUGUCUUAAACUCAUCAAACCUCACAAAAAGAGACAGAAAAACACCAUAAUGCCUCUUCUACAGUAUCACCUGCUGUGGCCUCCUUGUAACAAGUGGCGCCUACCUAUAUCACCAGCCAUGCCCCUCCAACCUCUUUAUAAUUUGGAUUUUUUUUAAUUCAAAACACCAAGAAUAUGCAUGCAGGGGAGAGACAGACACACUCUCCAGCAUCCUUAGCUUCUCACAGGACGGCUUUGUGUUGUCAGUAUUCAUCGUGGUGGCAUCACUGUGUUUUUUUUGUUUGUUUGUUAGUCGUCUAAGAUGGUCUGUAGUAAUUUCAGUAGUCUAUCUUUCAUUGCAAACCUCUGCCUCACUGGGUAGGACUCCACUGUCCAACUUGAACGUUUUUGUUCUACCUCUGCCUUACAAAGACGCUGUCAGUCGACUCCUCGUGAGUUAAUCUGUUGGGUUUUUUCUUCUUUUCACUGUAAAAAAACGUGACUUUAUGCUUCAAAACAUGAUCCAUUGUGAUAUCACUGGCUCAGAGGUACUUCUCCCUCCCCUCGUCCUCUUCCCUGUAGCCGUCUUCAGAGCUUAUUCCAGCCAAUGCAGUGAAACAGAGCAGCAUCACUUUCCUCACAAACUCUGUCCAAGUCGGCGCAGUCUGGCUUCUUCUUCCAUGUUUCUCCUCUGUUCUCGGUGACUCGGAGAACCUAAUUGAUGGAGGGAGUAGGAAAAGUUCACACGCGUGCUCCACUUCUUUUCAUUUUUUCUUCUUUCCUCAAACUUGCACAUGCACAGGUAGCGUGCAAUCAAAACACUGUAUUUGGUGCCCUUUUAAAACGCCAACGUGGUGCUCGUCCUUUUGCAGAAUGUCAGCGAUGGGAAUGCUAGCAAUAUGCCUUUUUUUUUUUUUUUUUAAAUUCUCUAUCGAAUAAUCGGAUUCGUUUGGAUGUGCCCGACAUGUGAUAACGAUACGCUGUCGAAAAGCAACGUGGCAAUCUGCAUGUUUGUUUUUAUUUUUCUGUAUAAACUGUAAAUCAUCACUGUAGAGCAUGGUAAGGUUGACAUAUUUCUGUGAUGCCUUAGAGAAUAGUAGAUGAGCAACAUCUAAAUAUUAAUUGCAUUAAUCCAAUGCUAAAAAAGGGGUUUGUCUUCCAAAAAUGUUUCUCCCUCUCAGAGCAUACUCAAAGCAUGGACGUGUAGUAUUUUGGAUUAUUUCCUCCUCUCCCUGCAUGUCUGUACAGUAUAUUCACAUACAGGAGCUAUGCAGGCGCCUCCUGCACACUGUAUGUCUAACUCACUAAAUGUUAACACAUUCUCUGUACGCCAGUCGGCUUUACGUAGUUUCACAAACUCAUCACUUCUUCUUGUCGUACAGUCUGCCAUCGGCGGACUCUAAUAACUACAUAGCUGAUACCAAGACGGACAGAAACACAGGAGGCGGCUCAGGUUUGCCUCACAUGUAGAAAUAGAUGACCAGGAAUGAGAUCUACAAAGAAGACGUUCGUACUUGCAGGUUUACUCGUGUUUCUGCCAGAGAACUCCAUCAGUUUAGCAUCACACUCUCAUAACGCUGUCAGACUCUUACUGGACGGUUUUUAAAUGGGCAUUAAUUUGUAUUUCCAUUUUUGCUUUGCUGUAGUGGGAUCGCACAUAGAUCAGAGGUGUCAAACUCGUUUUAGUUCAGGUUCCACAUUCACCCCAUUUUGAUCUUCAGUGGCCAGUAACAUCACAACAUGUUAGCCUAUACACAACGACAACUCCAAAUUUUUCCUUUGUUUUAGCACAAAAAUGGUACGUUUUGAAAGUGUGCGCAUUUAAGGAGUCAUCUUUUUACAAAACAUCAUGAACAUCCUGAAAUUCUGAAAUUUCUUAAGAGAAAUAAGUUCAGUUUCCACAGUAUGCCUCAUUUUACUAGUUACACAUUACAACCUACAAAUCAUAGGAACACAGCAUUUAGUCACAGCUAUCUGGAACUGAAUGACAUAGUGUUUUACUUUAUGAUCAAAAUGACAAAAGUCAGACAAAAAAAGACAAAAUGCAACAAAAACAAGACAAAACAUUGCAAAAACGAGACGCAAAACAACAAAAAAAUAGGUAAAUGACACGAAAAAAAAGACAAAAAAUUACACAAAAAGUUACAAAGCGACAAAAAAUGGACAAACAACACAAGCGAGACAAAACGACACGAUGAAAACGGGACAAAAAAACUACACAAAUGACAAAAACAAGAAACAAAAUGACGACAAAAACAAGAAACAAAAUGACGACAAAAACAAGAAACAAAAUGACGACAAAAGUCAGACAAAUAACAAAAAGAAGACAAAAUAGUACAAAAUGACAAAAGAACCAUGGAAAAUAUAGAUCUAUAAAUUAUUUUAAAUUUAUAGUUUUACAAAAUUACAGUUUGCAGUUAAUGUCUUCUCUGUAAUUUCUACACUUUACAAAGUCGUCCUGCGGGCCGGAUUGGACCCUCUGGAGGACCGCUUUUGGCCCACGGGCCUCAUGUUUGACACCGCUGACAUAGAUCAAGUGUGCAGGACGCAACAAGGAGUCAAACAGUGGAAAACCUCAUGAAAAUAUGGCGUUUUUAUUUGUGUCAUCAUGACUUCACAAAAAUUAGAUGUUUACGUCUCUGCGGCGGAAGUCUCAGCGGUUCCCAAAAUGGGGGUUAGGACCUUCUCAGAGGUCACCAGACGCUGAGUAGGACCACAAAAAGAUUUCCAGAAAUUAUGUAAAAUAGAAAAUGUGUAUUCUGGCCAUUAAACUUCAUAAUUGUUGCAAGAAGAUAAAAAACUAGUAGUUGUGGCUGAACAAUUAGUCAGUUUUCAAAUCAAAAUCACAAAAUCCUGCAAAUUAAGACAAACAUUUUUCAGUCCGUCUGAUCCAUAGUUUAAACUGUUGUCAGUGCUUUAUAUAAAUUCCUGGCGUCUCAUGUAGUGACGCUCCAUCAUUAAGCUUCACUUUUAAAAAAAAAAUAUUAAAAAUCAAACUCUUCUAACUUCAAACAUCCAUUUUUGUUGUGUUUGUUUAAAUUCUCUCCUACGGCUUAGUGCAGCUGUUUUUUCCACAUUUACAGACUUUGGCGUGCUGGACUGGUGGAGUUUGUGCGUUUGUGGCCGAACAGAUCGUUAAAAUAGUGUGAGAAUGCGUGGGUCGGUGCCGUCACUGUGGAAAUCUAAAGCACACUCCCUGUGGAGCCGUUACUGUGAUCUUCUGUGUUUCUGUCUGUCGCCACAAAAGGAGGGGCUACAGUAUCUUGUGCCUUUUACAUAAACGGUGGAUGUGAUGCAGUGAGAUUUGGAUUAGCAUGAACUUUCUAAUGUAAUAUCAAGUGAUUAUCUCCUCUGUAUUCCUUGCGUAUACUCUGUGUAUAUAUUUUUAUAACCUGCCUGCACAAUGAUUAAUCCGGCCAAGUAUUAUAAUCCAAAGCUGAUCCCUCCUGGGGGAGCCUGUUUUGUGUUGAGUUUUUGUGCUCUCCUGAGUAGAGGGGUGUGUCUCUGAAUGUCGUGAUGGGUUAUUUAGUGGCAUUAGGAUGAUCUCACAUUUGUCCGAGGUGUUGAGAAAUGGAAAUCAAACUAUAUUUUUUUGACGUAAACUCUAUAAGCUAUACAGGUAGUCGACGGGAAGGCUAACAUCUCAUUUCUCUGGCCUCCUAAACUCGAAGCUGUGAAUAUUCAGAGCGUGGGAGACUUUGCUGAGCCCGAUGCACUUCUCAUAGCGGCGUCCUGUGCUUCCUGGUUGUCUUUGAGUUUAGACCGAGACCGCGCCGUUGGCGAAGGUCUCACGCACAAAGUAGAAAGUACACAUCUAAGAAGUACGUGGCCUGGUUGUCUGCAGACUGGACAGACAGAGUUUUUGUACUCGUCAGGGUUUUCUACAGAGUAUAUUUCCAGAGCAGGUAUCUGUGCUCGAUCUCACACCCUGGGGCUGUUUGGAAAUUGACAGUAGAGUUAAUGUUGAGUUUCAUUUGGCUGCUAUUAAAAGGCCGUGAUCUGUACUAAGUAUUGUAUCAGGUUAGAACAACCUCAUGGCCCCUUCUCUUUGGGGAGGCUUGUUCAUUUUAUUUAAAUAUAUAUCAAAAAGGUAUAUAUGAGUCACCUUACUGUCCUUCCAUGUGAUCAAAGUAUUGACCUGUUAUAGGUACAAUAUUAACAAAGCUGCACCUGAAUUUGGUUUUCAAACCAUGUAUUUUACUCGUCCGCUUAAGAGUACACAUGGUACUUAUAGGCAGCAGUAAUUUCUGCCCCGUUUUCUAAAUUCAAAUUUGAUCCUAUGUGUACAAUGAACUCUAAUCAGCAGAAUCUGAAAGAUGACAGCAUUAUUAUUAUAAUGGGUAAAAAAUGAUAAUCAAAUGACUUACCAGUUUCUUUUUUGUUGUUGUUUUCCUGUGAAUGACUGGCCAGUGUGGCUUCUUCUCUUCCUUCCCUUCUUCUUUCUCUUUUUGACUUUUAAUGCAAUGCAAUUUCUUGUUAUGAUCUUGUUCUGUUGUUGUUGUUGUUUUUUUCUGGAGAUUUUAAUGUGAAGCAGCCUACACUACUCACAGCCCUCGGGGGGUUCUUGUCUGAGCGUUACCUUUGUGGCUCGGACUGUCGUCGUCUACAAUGACCACUACUAAUGAUCACGUAAUUGUAGUGCUGAAAGCCCAGACUUACUUGAAAGUGUUGUUCUUCAAUAAAGUUGAAGACGAGAGAAAGUUGA